CGCGCGCUGAGCGUAAACGCACGUGGGAAGCGUAACGUUUUACGUCAGUUCGGCCUUUUUUACCAGUAUCUUGUUGACUAGCGUUAUUGCUCUUGUAAUGAGCAGAGUCACCGGUAAUCGUCAAUCUAUUAAGAAAGGAAAUAUGUUUGUGCCGCACUGUGUUGUGUUGUGGGUGUGUUGAAGGAAAACUGUGGCAUCUUUCCGCGCUCGGUGCACAGAAUCAGGAUGGAUGUUUGUCGUCCCAAACAGGGCGAGACUGACGAGGAACUCAUUCGCUUGCAAGAAGAGUUUCUGAAAAGCGGCGAGAAACCAUCGGUCCAAGUGGUUCGAGCCGAACGGAAGAAUCAUGAAUCCGAAGCGAAGACGCACUCGGUCGCUGAACCAAACGAAACCACUGGUGUUUGUGAUCGAAAUCCGCCGAUAUCUGCGUCAAAUGCCAGCGAUAAAUCACCUGACGUGGUGCACGUGCAACUGGAAUCCGUGCUGUGCGAUGUCAUUGAACGCAAUGUUGACAAGGAUAUCAUUAGACCUCCGUCUCCCACAACGGUGCCAUUUCCAGAGCCCACGAGAGUUUCGGGCGCUGCAGUGCAAGGUCGCAAGAGCCUUUUUGCGUCGAGGUUCAAGACGCUGAACGCAGCAGGGCACAAGCGCGAUGCUCCAAAACCGCCAUCUUCAAUGUCGCCACCUGGCUCGGCCCUGUCGAAGGAUGAUUACGAAGCCGUGCACGCCGAAAACCUCGGACGGUUGGCUUCCAUGUCGCACGAGGAAAAAAUGAAAGCACAGCAGGAGCUCCUUUCUCGGCUGGACCCUGCUACGGUGGCAUUCCUGCGAUCUCGACGGAAACCUGCAGACUCAGAUGGCUUGAGAAGAGAGCAUGCAAGGAUGGCUUCCGGCGAUUGCAUCUCUGCUUCAAAAGAUAACGUGCACACUGAUGCCUCGUCUGGUACGAAGCAACAGAUGCCAGGCUCCCAUACCAAGUUACACCCUUUAGGUUUCAUAAUGGAACGUUCAAAACUGGAUUCUUCUAAGCCAAAUGUGACCACAGCUUCUGAAGUGAAGAUUAACAUGCCGGCUUGCUCUACCACUGAUACUUCCGAAGCAGAUGAUGCCCAAGUGCCAGCAUUAGAUGAAGAGGAGCUGCCAAUCAAGCCAUCGGAAGCAGCCCAGAAAUGGAUUCACAUGGACGACGUCGAGAAAGACAAGCUGCAGUGGAUGACCAUGCUCCCGCCCGUGAAGGCUCCAGAUCCCAAGGAUGCGGCUGCACCGUGUGUCGGGCGAUUCGACUUUGACGGGGAGCUGGUGCCUCCCGACCAAGAAGUGCCAAUUCACAGGGGCUUGCAUCACCACGGCGAUAACCCCGAGCUGGCCGGCUACAGCACUGCAGAAAUCCUGAGGCUCUUGCGAAGCCAGGUGCGCUCACAACGCCUGCUGGCCCUGCAACUGCUGGAGCGCAUGCUCACAAAGCACUGGCUCGGUCAUUACGUGGGAAGGUUGGAAGGAGGGGACUUGCUGACGCAGCUUCUCCAAUCCGGACUGGCACCCCUUGUACGGUCGGCACUCGAUGACCGAGCGACGGUGGACGCUGCGUUGGCGGUGCUCCAGGCACUGCUGGUCUCCCAGCCAGAACAGGCAUUAUUUGGCCGGGCAUUCCUUUGGCGGCAUGGUCAUCAUACGUUUUUUCUGAGGCCACCCACUGAACUUGAAAACUCAAGUGAAAUUUCGGAUGUGGACUUGUCACAGAUAGACCUCGUUCAGGCGCUUCUGCGGAUGGACCUCUUGGAGCGACUGUAUUAUGUCUUGAAGACGUUCCGGCCAGGAGCCAGCGGUGUUGCAUCCGCGCUGCUCGUUAUGGCAAGGUUGGCGCGGCACUCCGCGGAAGCUGCAACAAAGGUCCUAAACCAUCCGCAUUUGAUCAACUUAAUCUUUAAAGAGUUCCUACCAGAACACUGGAGCACUCCGGCUGUCAUCAAGGGCAAGAUCACAGAAGCCUACGGUAACCCAAUGUGGCCAGCACUUGAGUUGGUUCGAACAAUUGCCGCAGCUGGAAGGGAACUUGCAGAGACACUGCUGCAGAGGCACAGACUUCGACAGUGCUUGGCUGCCUACUUGGCCUUAGAGCCGAGUGCCAGCCAGUUGCCGACCACGGACUGUCUCAACUUGGCCCUGGAAGCGUUGAGGACGUGGCGUGUGCUUCUCACGUAUGGUUUGGUGGGAGAAUUGUGCGUGGAUCUGUAUUCCGUGUUAGCGAGGAGGUUGCAGUUAUUCUCGGCCCUCGACUUGGACGGAGUGCCUUUUGAUCUCGAGUACGGUGCCCACCUACUACACUGCCUGGCUGUGCUACCCGCAGAAACUGCAAAGUCUUGCCUGGCUGGCCUGGGCGUUGCACUAAACAUGGUUUCCAAGCGGUGGCUUACACUCCUCGCUAGGGCAACCGAUCUUCGUUCCAUCCAGAUGGGAGUGUACACUGUGGCAGCAAUGUUACACUGCUUGUCCUCGAUGUGGAAACUUGGUGAAGCACCAGACACCAGCAUAGUGGGCACCGUGCAGUUGGUUCUCAACUCUCAGCUUGCCACCUUGAUGACUUCACAGCUCAGGAGUUGCUCAUUGUUCCUAACUGAAAGUGAAAGAAACAAGCUGCAGUCAGAUUCCAGUUCCAGCCAGUGCCUUCCAUGUGUUGCCUCUGAGGAGCCCAUCCCUUGCGAGGGUUGGGAUAUGGCUUCGUUUGAAUUCCUGGCUUCUGCGGCCAGGCUGCUUCGCGUAAUGGCUGCCAAAUCAGAAGCUAGCAAGCAUGAAGAACUUUCCGUGGCCAAGGCCAGUCUUCUCUGUAAUGCUGAUGUGAAAGCCUACCUGGAAGAGCUCUGUUCUCAGGCUAAGCACUGGGUUCGGAGGUGCAGUCAGCGAUGGCUUUGCCGUCCAGAGUUCAACCUUCUGUUUGAGUUGUUACGUCUUGCAGCGUCUGAGACUUUAGAUGAGGAUGACGCUGCACUUUACCACGAAGUGUCGCUCACGCUUCUGUGCACGUGUGCCCCAGGCUUUCAACGCCAAUAUCUGAGAGUUCUUCAGGAGGUUUCUUUUGCCAGAAACCUCGCUUGCUCACAGUCCAGCCACUCAAAGACGUUGUCGAUAGAGGGUGUUUCGGCAACUGAGAUGGAAAGCAUCACAGGGUGCUCGGUGCCCGUCACUGCUAGUGCCAAACUUGACAGUGCUGCGUUGUCGGACAUCAAGGCUGCCUACUUGAAGACUUUUGGAACAAUCCUAAGGCAGAUCAAUGAAAGCUCAUCAGUGUCAUUAACGUUGAAAACAAAGCCCCCGUAUUCGUAUGACUGGCUCUACAUCCCGUUGCACAGGCUAUGUGCUCUGGAGGAAAUAACGAGAAACUACGAUCGUGGUCAUGUCCUGUCUUGCUUGCGCUGGGCCAUCCACCUGCUCGACGCAAGGCAGCACUUCAUGCGAGCGUUCCCACCACUAGUUCAUUUCACCCGUCUAGCGUCAGUGUUUUUGGCUGGUCCUGAGCUGUUUCUAGACAUGGAGGUGCAGGGUGCCAUGUUACUGCUUCUCCAGCUGCUUGAGCAGACGAAACUGCUGUGUCGCACGCAGCGCCACCUGGAUCUGAAAGACUGGCCGGGACUGCCAUCGUUCUCAGAUUUUUAUCUUCAGCUUCUGGAGGAAUAUGUCGGUGAGUCCUACGGAGACGAAGUCUUCGCCUCGUGGCUUCUGGUUCCCCUGCAGGGAGCGUGUGACCCCCACUUCCGCAAGCUUCUCUUUGCCGAGAACCCAGAGGCACUGGCCAUGACACGCUUGAAGGCAGAACAGUCUGUUGUGCCUCUUUCUCGUUUCCUGGAACCACCCGAGGAAAAUGCAAUUGUGCUCGAGACGUACCUGAAACUCUUACUGUCAGGGAGGUUGAAUCGCACGAGAAGCCCACUGUUACAUACCAUCGCUGAGGAGAGCGUGGCACAAUUUGUGCACAGCAUAGCUUCAAGCCCCUUCAAAGUCCAUUUGCUUCAAGUUCUCUCACAUCAUCAGAAGAAGGAAGCUGCCAAACGCAUCCUGCGGUGGACACAUGCAAAGGCAACAUGCUAGGACAAUAUCCCAGUGCCAUCAUGCAAGCUUGCAGUCUCAUCACUGCAAUUAUCCCCAAGUUGUGGCCAGCGUAUUGGUGUGAUUCAACGACCCACGAAGCGUGUUGUUGCGUGCACUGGAACUUUGCGAAAGGCAACGAAUGUGUAGCUGUUGAACAUUUUCAUUCGUGAAUCACGACAUACUGCUUGGAAAAGUUUUGUACUGUCACAUUUUUUCUGUAACGUUUCACGAUAACCGUGCACAGAGCCAAAGCACUAUCGCUUCAUUCUUUUUCUUCGUCUUCUUCCCGUUCCCACCAGAUCUGUCCUUCGACUAAACUCUCCUGGGCUUUGUUUCAUCCCUCCGCUGCAAAUAAGAGAUGACGUUGGCAAUGGCUGCUAUUUCCAUCACACCAUUUUCCGUCAAGUAGCCAAUGGUCUUGGGUGCACCUUCUUUUGUAGUCAAUUUUACCACUUUAAACGAAGCCACAAGUUUUGUGUUAGGAUCACCACAAGCU
This is a messenger RNA of Rhipicephalus sanguineus (brown dog tick), 4579 nucleotides long. Its product is annotated as RNA polymerase II-associated protein 1. NCBI's taxonomy places the organism in Eukaryota, Metazoa, Arthropoda, Arachnida, Ixodida, Ixodidae. The record is from RefSeq and is a predicted model, not a curated record. The transcript has 28 exons. The coding region runs from base 226 to 4083 and encodes 1285 amino acids. Gene Ontology annotation, cellular component: nucleus. Gene Ontology annotation, biological process: transcription by RNA polymerase II.